This is a messenger RNA of Ostertagia ostertagi, 1473 nucleotides long. NCBI's taxonomy places the organism in Eukaryota, Metazoa, Nematoda, Chromadorea, Rhabditida, Trichostrongylidae. The record is from the annotation of a GenBank genome assembly.
AAAAAAGAAGCUGUUAAGGAGCUUCUAGCUCAAGGAAAACGCGAUUUCAAGGCAGGGGAUUAUGAAGCGGCGGCUGAUAAACUCAGCACCUGUGCCAACUAUUCAGCUGAAGUCUACGGCGUGUUCGCCAGUGAGUCGUUCGAUCCUCAUUAUUACUAUGGACAGUGCCUCAUCGAAUUGGGCCGCAUCGAGGCUGAUGUGUUGAAAAACGCAAUGACCGAUAUGCCUGAAGCAGACGAAGAUGAGGAAGAGACCGAAGAAGCAGAGAACGGCGUCGAGGAAAAUGAACAAGAUAAGGAUGAAACCAUUGGUGAUCCCGAUAAGCUUACUGAAAGUGAGCGUGAAGAGAUAAGAGAGCAAGUGGAAGAGGCUCUCGCAGAAAAUGCAGAGGAGUUGGACAAGGCUGAAACUGCUGCCAGUGGUGAUAGUGAGGUGAAAGACGACAAGGUGGCAGAGAGCUCUGAAAAAGAGGCGCUUGAAGAAGAUAGCAUACCUGAAUCUGAGGACAGCGCUGACGUUGUUGAUGAGCCAACAGCCCCUGACUCUACAGUGUCGACAGGGGAGGUUCCGGCGGUCCCUGUAGAUGCCGAAAUGCCUGCUGUGUCUGACGCUACUGAAUCCGCUGCCGUAGAACCAGCCGUACCCGAUGCUACCGAAUCCGCCACAGAGCCUGCCUCGACUGAUGAAAAAACUGAUGCAGUUGAGAUGAACGAAGCAGGUGAUGCCGAAGCAGUGCCGAUUGUUUCAGAACCUGACGCUGAAGCAAAGGAUGACACAGAGGAGGAGCCUAGCAAUUUCCAAGCUGCCUGGGAAGUUCUGGAGGUAGCCCGAAACAUCUGCGAUAAGCAAGAGCCUACAAAAGAGUGGGAGUUGCGAAAGGCGGACGUCCUGUUUUCUCUCGCAGAGUGUUCGAUAGAAGAGGAAAACUACAAGCAGGCAUUGGACGAUUUAACGAGUGCGCUUCAAAUACAACUACAUCACUUGCCACCUGGUGAUCGUGUUACUGCUCAAACAUAUGUCACUUUUGCUCGCGUAUACAAACUGGACAAGGAGUUCACGCUAGCAGCUGAACAUUAUCAAAAGGCCAAAGAGUGCCUCAGCCUUCGCAUAGAAGGCUAUACAAGAGAUGAACGAUCAAGAAGGAAAAGGAGAAACGCAGAGCGGGAGAAGCGACUCACUGACCUCAAGGGUCUCAUUCCUGAUAUCGAGCUAAAAAUUCAGGACGCCGAUGAGAGUGCCUCUACACUAGAAAAGGCCAAAGAGGAGCUGAAGUCUGCCUUCUCAGCUACACUGCCCAAGUUGGCACCAGUUGCUGAUGACACUCCAGUUAAUGAUAUUUCAAACAUGGUCCGUAAACCAACGAAAAGAACCGCUGAUGCAGUAGCUGAGGUGGAAUCGGAAGCUGAAGCAGCAGUGAAGAGGCCGAAAGCAGAUGCAGAAGAUGCGUCUGUUACAGAUACCGCCACAGUUUGA